UUUUUCCUUUCCCCAACCAACAUAAUAUUAUAUCUGGAGUGUAUCAUCAAGAUGGCAAAGAAGAACAAGACGUCCAAGGCGGCGAAGAAGGCAGAGAAAAAGGGCCAGCGUAAAGAGAAAGAAGUCAAGAAAACAUCAUCUGUUCUCGAAGAGGUGGAGGCAAUGUCAUCAAGCGACGAAGAGCCUUUGGAACAGAACAACAAGAACUGGAAUGCCAAGGCGAAGGCGCUAAAGGAAAUGAUCGAAAGUGGAUCCUACGACAAACUGGUUGCAAAAGGCAAAGCUGAAAAGGACAGUAAAGACGACAACGAUGAUGAUGAUGAUGAAUCUAUCGAAGAAGUGGUUCUUGAUGACGAGGAGGACAAUCAGAAGAAUAAAGGCAACAACAAACGAAAGCGUAAAAACACCAAAGAAGCAGAAACCAAAGACUCUGAUGGACAAGAACAUAGUGAAGAAUCAGAACAGUCAGACGAAGAGGAAAUGGAAGAUGAAGAGGAUCCCGAGGAACAGCAACAAAAAUCAAAACGGGAUCAGACAGAAGAAGAAGAAAUUGAAUCUGAGAAUAGCGAAGAAGAAGAAGACAAUGACGAUGAGCAUGGUGUCUUUGAUACAAAUUCCAAAGCCUUAUCGGCCAAAACGGCACAACUCCAAGCAGAAAAGGGAACUUUCCCUUGGGCAGAACGCUUUGAUGUGGUUCCCUCUGAACCUCUUCCCUUUGGGAAAGCGGACGAAGACACUGGCAACAAAAUUGACAUUCACGAUGAUCUCAACAGAGAGGUUGCAUUCUAUGACGUUGCCUUGGAGGCUGUGCAAUUAGCUCGGACAAAGUGCAAACAGGCAGGGAUUCCCUUUGCAAGACCUGAUGAUUUCUUUGCAGAAAUGGUAAAAACAGAUGACCACAUGGCUCGGGUGAAGGAUCGUCUCAUUUUUGAAAACAAGAAGAUUGAGGCUGUGGCACAAAGAAAGUCGAAUAAAGAGCAGAAACUACGAUCCAAAGAAGCUCACUCCAACAAGAUAGCAGAGAAAGCGCGUAGAAAGAAGGAUAAUAUGAACUUUGUGGAUGAUUGGGCCAAAGGUGCCGCCUCGAAUCGUGGAGGAAAAUACAAUGAUCAGGAUGACCAAGUGUACCUCCGAAAGAUGCAAGGCAGAGACAACAAUGGGCCCAAUAAGAAACGAAUGGCUGCCAACAAAAAGUACGGCUUUGGUGGAAAACGUGGACGAUUCAAGCAAAAUGAUCCCAAGUCCAUGAAUGAUAUGUCUGGAUUCAAUCCCAAGGGGAAUUUCGGUGGGAUGGGUUCCAAACGGCAUGGCAAGCGAGCACGUGAUGCGACAAGAAAGCGCCAGAAAACUAGCUAGAUUUCGAUAGUUCUACUAGUACGGUACACGGUGAACCGCAUGACUGUAGAAACCACCACGAAGCGAGAUCUGCAGUUUGAAGCAACAAGUCCAACUGCGAGGCAGCAAAACAAUCGAGAGGGGUAACUGGUGACGACAGUCAGGCAAAGCAAACUGAACAAUCAAAUGCCAUCUAGUUUAUUGUUGCUACCGAUACCUCGCCCGUGUGACUCAUAGUUGUUCUUACUGCCGAAUUUUGUUUUCCUUUCCCUGCUGCCGUUUUCCGACGGCACCCUUGGAAUUUUGCCCCACCAGGGCAGCAUAGGUUAACGUAUUGAUUGUUUUGCGCCACGACUCUUGACUCGGACUGAGAUGAGCCAUCAUGACCGCCUUGUUAUCAAGGUGGCGACGGAGCAUCAUGGUCAGUUUCGAAUCGCGAUAGGGCACAUGAUUGGUGCCUUUUCCUUUGGCAUUGUUGUUGAGACUACGAAUCAUUUCCUUUACGGCGAGCAAACUCUUAUUGAUUUCGGCUGCCUCUUCCAUUUCUUCCUUGGUAGAACCGGCAGCAUCUCGCGCAUAUUCAUUUCCAGCCAAGUCACAAAACACCAGGGUUCCUCCCAAGUUUUUCUCCAACUUGGCAACGCAUUGUUUGGAUUCCUUCACGAGAGUUUCAUACUGCAGAAUUUCUUUGCGUAAUUUUGUGGGUGCAUUGCCGUCCAUGUAAGGCUUGGUCCAUUUCGGCAUGGGCCGAUCCAAGUGCUUGCCAAACGAUCUUUCGGUCUGUAACCAUUUGAGGCGUGUCAAGUGUGCAUCUCGGGUCAUCAACAAGUUUCGCUGCUCCACAAGUUCUGCCGUGACAACUUCCAAUUCCACCACCAGGUGCGAUCGAGAAGAUUGACUGUGAUGAGUGGAGAUUCCGACACGACGACUGGCCACAGCGGCCUCGACGCAGUCCACCACCUCUGGUGCCGUGGAACAGAGUUUUCCCAGCGGCAGUUGAUCGAUACGUCCCAGAUCAUCUUCUUUCAUGGGACCUCGCACUUGAACAACGCCCUUUCCAUCUUGACGAAUAGAGCACUGUUCCUUUGUCAACAAAUCAUGUACUGUAUCCUUGUACAGUUCUGAAACACGAACCAGUAGCAUCAUUUUGCCAUUAUCAUCAUUAUCCGCCAGUUGCUCCAACAUCUCUGCCGCUGCAAAUUUGUAGACACCCAAUUCGUCGUCAUAUCCCAACAGCGUAUGACUCUUUCCAGAGCCAGUGUGUCCAUAGGUAAACACACAGGCUGACAAGUUGGGUUGCUCCGCUACCGCUGUCACCAAAGGUUGAAUGGUGGCCUGAUAGACCUGUUCGUUGUUCUUGUCAUCCUUCAAGAUUUUGUUAAAACCAUCAAAGCUCUUCCACUGAUCUUUGCGGCGUCGUAGAGGGGGAGCCCCGGCAAACACAGGAUUGAUUUUUGCUGGUGCUUCUUCUUGGGACGGCUGUUUGAGUUGGAACUGACUUUGGCGAUCAUUGGUCUUGAACUCAAUCACCUCGUGGCCCUCCUCUUCGGGGAUCAAGGGUCGCAAGCGGACAAAGACUUGGACUGGGGGUCCUGUCUUGCUGCUGGCAGCUGCAUCCUUGUUGUUGCUGCUGCUCUUGUUGUUGCUGGUUGUUGCUCCAGCUACGGUUGCCAUGGUGCAAAAGAAAACGAAAAUGAGGAGAAAGUCCUUGCUUGGUGUCCCGUGAGCUCGU
Molecule: messenger RNA, 3067 nt
Organism: Seminavis robusta
Lineage: Eukaryota; Bacillariophyta; Bacillariophyceae; Naviculales; Naviculaceae
Source: the annotation of a GenBank genome assembly